Molecule: messenger RNA, 2599 nt
Organism: Myxocyprinus asiaticus (Chinese sucker)
Lineage: Eukaryota; Metazoa; Chordata; Actinopteri; Cypriniformes; Catostomidae
Product: protein Njmu-R1-like
Exons: 10
Coding region: 156-1340 (394 amino acids)
Cellular component (GO): trans-Golgi network
Source: RefSeq, a predicted model, not a curated record
CAUGACCCAUAUCAACUGGGAUUUCAGUUGAUUUUUUAUGACAAAAUAGUCUAAAUUGUAGUGGGUCGACAUCUUAACGAUACUUGAAAUUUAUUGUUUAUCGGAUUAGUACACAGACAUCAGCGUCGCUAGUCUUCAGUUGGCUUUGCAGAGAGAUGUUUACAUCCCAGACCUCUUCCUUUCAGGAGUCCAUAGACGUGGAUGAAAGGGAUAUAGACUUCGACAACGAAGAAUUCGCCGGAUAUAGCCAGAAAAUACAGCAGAUUAACAGUUACUAUGCCAUAUAUUACUACCAGAGCACAAGAUCUGAUGCUUCUGGAGAGAGUGUGACCUGGAGCCAGAGGAGAUCAGACUCAACUACAAGUCAGGAUGACUUUAGUCUCACCCUAUUGGACACCAGUUUACCAUCAGAGGCGGAGCCAGAACUGCGAAGCUACAUCUCCCGCAGGUUGAGCAAGGGCGCUCUGCUUGGUGGUAUGGGUAACAUUGCCACUGUGGAACUAAGUAUCCCUGAGCAAGCGGUGGGCUGUUACUGCUGUCUGCUGGAACAGGAGAAAUCACCUGAACAGACUGAUGCUGAUGGCAACGGCUGGGUGGUGUGUCUCCUUGGAGAAUCAGAGAAGGGCCUGAAUCUAUUCAGAAUUGAGCUGGACAAGUAUGUCCAGGGUCUCCAGGGUAGUUUGACCACAGAGAUGCAGAAUUUGGAGACGUACGUCAGGCCCUACCUGAACUGCUGGUAUGAAGAGUCAGUAAUGCAUAUUCACAGAGUGGUUCAACUGUUGCAGGCAAACCUGGGGUACCUUCUACAUGCUGCUUUGAGUCACAAACUUGUAGAAGUCACAGGGGCGGAUGAGAAAACAAAAACAGAUGUAGCAAGAUUUAUCAAAGCAGCCAGUCUCCAGGGUCUAGUCCAGGAAAACACAACCACUGCAUCGCUGUGUAAGGCCAUCUCGGAGGACUCGCACACCAAUCUGAUCAUCAACUGCUCCACCAGUCCACCCACACUCACUAAUGCAGUCAGUAACCGGUUCUGUGAUGACUGGAUUCAGGCCUUCCUCAAUGCUACUGAGCGCUUUAACCCUUUCCUCCUCCGUCAGAUCCUGGAGAACUUUAAACUUAAGGCCAUUCAGGACAUGAACAACCUGAAGCGUUUCAUCCGUCAGGCAGAGAUGAGCCACUACGCUCUGUACCGCUGCUGUCUGUUCCUCCAGAGCUGUGGAAAUGGAGAUGUGCUACUGCAGAAUGCGCAUGCUGAGCACAGCAGCCUUCCCGAGGCCUGUGGAAUCAUAAACGUGCUGGAGGAGUUCCUCGGUGAGCAGGCACAAGGCACACUGUACUGACACUUCUGCCUGCACAAGGUUUCAUACAUUCACCCAUCUGAUCACCUUGUAAGCCAGUGCUAUUCAAAUCCGGUCCUGAAGGGCCACCAUGCUGCAGAGUUUAGUUCCAGCCCUGCUCUUAAUCACCUACCUGUAAUUUUCAGUUAAUGCUGAAGACUUUGAUUAGCUUGUUCAGGUGUGUUUGAAUAGGGUUGGUGCUAAACUCUGCAAUAAUGGUGGCCCUGUAGGACCGGAUUUGAAUAAAUCCCUUUGCAUGCAGAUCCCCCUGAAUUGCUGUCCAGCCCUCAUAAUCUUAGCAGUGUGGUCAUAGAUCUGCAUUUUGGGCAACUUCAGCUAUCUUAACACAAAAUAUAGUACAUCUUUGUGUGUGUUACUGAGGUUCAACAUCAAAGAUAAAAAAGUACUUUUCUGUGAUAUGCAGCUGUAUGUCGAUUUUGGAUGCUUUCACUGAUGAUUAUUAUAAAUUAUAAACUUAACAGAUUUGAUUAAAUGGACCAACUGAAAAUAUUACAUGAUCCAGCUUUAAAUCACUGUACUGUUUAUAUGUGACACCUGAUUCUAUUAUGUAGCCUCAGCUGUGUUUUAGCCGUUGUCUUGUGCAUUAUGUGAAAAUUUGCAAUGUUAAACUAAGUGGUAAGCAGACAGUUCUGUACAUUAAUGGUUUGUAAUGCUGAAGAAGGAAGCUAAUCAUGUAAUACUGAAGCUCUUCACAAGCCAAUAACAUGUUAGCUUAUCAACAUUAUAUAACAAAAACAACAGAAUCCAAUGGGAAUUACACUUAUUGUCAUGCUCUUUUUUUUCUUCUUUUGUGUCUGAAAGUGCUUAAUUUAUUCAUAAUACUUCUUGAUGUUUAAUUUAGGUCUAUGAUUUAGGUAUUUUUUGAGAAGUUUUGACUUAUUUAUAAUUAAUUCCUUUCAUUUUUCUCCUCAAUGGCAAUUUUACCGUUUUUCUUACCAAAGAAUUUCGAAUUUUUAUUCUUGUAAAUACAAAAGUAAUCUUAAUACAGAAAUUAGAUGUAAAUGUUAUGAAGACUAAGAAAUGAAGCAUAAUAGUGUGUUUAGUUAAAAAACACAACAAAACAGUUUUUGUAUGUAUUGCUGAAGUUGUAAAAUACGUCAAUGUGUUUAAUUAUAUUAGAAUUGUGUGGCUCCUGAAACUCCUCACUUGUUCAAAUUUGGUAUGACUAUACCGUAAUUUGUGCCAGCAACAUUUCAUUUUGUCGGAACUUGAAAGAAUUAAAGAAGUGUACAACACUGUGG